AUGAUAACAAGCCUUGUGGAGUAUCUAACCGCUCCAAUCAGUCUCUUCUUUUGUGGAAGACUUGGAAAGACUGAAUUGGCUGCUGCUGGUCUGGCUAUCUCCUUAUUUCAUACUGCUGGAUUGUCUUUUGUUAUGGGUCUUCUUACGGCUGCCGAAACUUUAUUUUCACAGACUUAUGGUGGUAAAAACAAAUUUCGACUGGGUAUCCAGGUUCAGCGAUCAUUUCUGAUAACAGUUCUCCUCUGCUUGCCAUGUUGGGCCAUUCAUAUUAUCAUUGAGCCUAUACUUCUAGCCACGAAUCAGCCUCCAUUGAUAGCUAAGUACACUAGUCUAUAUAUUCUCGGUUUAAUGCCAGGACUAUUUUUCUUCGCACUUUUUGAAAUCCUCACAAAGUAUGUCCAGACUCAGAACAAAGUCCUUCCGCCUAUGAUUGCGGGGGUUUUUGGAAAUGUGGUCAAUGCAAUUUGCCAUUACCUCUUCAUCUACCAUUCCAAUGCGAAAUUCAUGGGUUCGGCCCUUUCCCAGUCAAUAUGCUACUUUUGCCAAGCUGGAUUUGUUCUGAUUUACAUUCUCAUCUCCAAAAUCUACAAGCAUACUUGGGAUGGAUUGCAUGUUGAGAUGUGGCACGAUUGGGGCGUGUGGUUCCGUCUGGGCUUUCCUGGAGUAAUAAUGGUCGGUCUCGAAUGGUGGAUCUGUGAAGCAGGAAGUCUCACUGCUGGCUUGCGAGGUGAAGAAGCUUUGGCCAUUCAAACCAUCCUCAAUAACGUUGAAUCAGUCAUAUUUUGUACAUUCCCAAUGGGCUACGGUAUCGCUGUGGCCAUUCGCAUUGGAAAGUUUUUGGGCGCCAACGAUCCAAUCCGUCCCAGGGCGACAGCGUUUGUGGGAAUCUUAUUUUUGGGUAAAUCAUCAAAUUGCAAACCUUUUGUCCCUAUAGAAAGCGAGAUUUACUUGUAA
This is a messenger RNA of Rodentolepis nana, 954 nucleotides long. NCBI's taxonomy places the organism in Eukaryota, Metazoa, Platyhelminthes, Cestoda, Cyclophyllidea, Hymenolepididae. The record is from the annotation of a GenBank genome assembly.